Molecule: messenger RNA, 3957 nt
Organism: Stylonychia lemnae
Lineage: Eukaryota; Ciliophora; Spirotrichea; Sporadotrichida; Oxytrichidae
Source: the annotation of a GenBank genome assembly
AUGAUUGAAAAUGAAAAUUUUGGAGAAGAUGAAGAAGAAAUGAAAUCAUUCAAUGACAUAUAUAAUGAAUUCAGUAGUAAAAAUGGUUAAAUUAAAACUUAAAAAGCUCUUGACAGAUUUGGUAUAACGUAAGUAGGUGAAUGCAAAUUUAAAAACUUUGAUGCAAAAUUUUAAGCUAAAGGAGGAAAAAAGAAAGGCUAUAGAAUGGCUAAUUUUUAAGCAUCAUCUUAAAUAUCAAAUUCUGGUUUGUAACAGUCAAUCUAAGCUAAUCAUAACAAAAUUCCAAAACCUAAUUAGCCUAAAAUAAAAAAGAAUCGAAAAUUUUUGUAAAAAUUUAUCAAGCAUAUAUUCAAGUAUCACAUUUAUAGCAAAGAUCAAAGGCUAGCUGACUCUAAAUUAAGUCUAAGAAUUUAUGCUCUAAUCAUGUCUUUCAAUCUUAACAACCAAAAUAAUUACUACUUAACUCACUUUGUACUCUUUCGAUUUUUCAACUCUCUUGAAAAAGAUAAUUUUAUUUCAAGAAAUCAAAAGUUAGUGCAUAAGAACUUCUUUUAAAACGUUUUAAGCAUCAAAAAUUAAAAAGACGAUCAAAUUUUUCAGAUACAGCUUCACCAAAUGCUGGAUGUUAAUAGACUUUAAACUAAAUUUGAGAAUAAGCUUGAAUAUAUUUCCGAUGAUAUCUCAAAAUUUUGGUUAUCACUUAACUAAAAUAAGGAUAAUAAAAACAUAUUUCAAAAUGGUCUUAGCAUCUCAAGCAAUAUCAUUGAGAUUAUGGAGCUCUAUGAAGAAAUUGAGUAGAAGUAAGGCGAAAAAAAAGAACCUAAAAUAUAUUACUAAAUGUCAUUAUUCUACAAGUUUGUGAUUUUUAAACUAGAUGAGCAUGCUCAUGAGAUACAAAAACUGAGAAUAUCUUAAUAAAAUAUGAAAUUCGCAAAUAAAAAUAAAUAUCAAGAUUUUGAAGAAAAAGGCCUACUUAUUUGCAAUUUAAACUUAAAGAAACCAAUGGAAAUAAACUUCAUCAAUAAAUAAUUUUGCAGAAUGAUUGAUUACUCUCAUUAAGAAUGCUAAGGAAUGUUAAUAAACCAAAUUAUGCCAAUUUACAUCUCUGAAAAUCAUUACACAUUUAUUUAAAAGUUCUUUUAGCACGGAAAAAAUUAAAUGAUAAACAAUAGAAGAGAACUUUAUAUAAAAAAGAAAAGCGGAUAUAUAAUACCAGUCAAAACAUUUUUAUCGGUGCAUCAUAACAAUUUAGAAAGCAUGAUUUUUAUGGCCGAAUUUAUUAGGCAGCCAAUUUUAUUUGAAGAUAUGAAUGAAGAAGUAGAAAUGGGUAUUGUUUUAGCAGACGAUAACCUAUACAUAUACGAAGUUAAUGAAAAAUUUUACUAAAUGACAUCACUUACUGCUACUGCUCUUCUAGAUUAUCGCUAAACAAAUGGCUCAUAACCAACUCUUGAUGAUUUAUUUUAUAUAGAAGGGGACCCUCAAGAUAUUAAAACAUAUUAUAGAUAAGGGAUAAGGGAAUUCGAUAUUAGAUUGAAAAUUGAAAACACAAUUAAUAUUCUAAAAAUUGAAGAUAGAGUUGAUAAUCAUUAUAAUUUUGGGAAUCAGCCUGAAACAAGCUAUGACAGAACUCAAAGGAUUUUAAUGCAUCUUAGCAAUCUUUAUCUUAAUAUGAAAAUACACGAGAUCUUAUUAAAAACUGCCAAAUUAAAGCUAUUAGUCAUAGCUUUUAGGCCAAAUCUAACCCCAAAAAAUAUUUCUGAUUAAAAUACUGAUUUGUAUAUAGGAAACAAAAGUCCUUAUGAGAUAAAAGAGUUUAUGGAAGUCAAUAAGGGAAGUUUAAAACAAAACGGGCUUUUAGAACAAGAUAUCAUAGCUAAAUCUCCUUAAGAUUAAAGUAUUAAUGACUUUGAAGGAUUUGACUAAUCCUCAUAAACUUCAACUACUACCUCAAGUAGCUAAUCUAUAAUGCAAAAAUUUAAUUAGUAAUCAUAAACUUUAAAAAGCUAAAAAAUACCUUACACUUUGAAAUUUAUUUUGCAACUUUUCGUGCUUCUUAUCAUACUAAUUACUGCCACAAGCACUGUGUCGGUAUAUUUAAGCUAUAGUAAUUUCUAAGAUACAAAACUUGGAAUUUAGAUAAGCAAUUUAUCUUUGAAGAGGUCUAACCUGAUUUCUCAAUCAAGACUAUUAGUAAGGCUUAUAUUCAAUAUUGGGCAGAAUUAUUCGCCAUCUCGGAAUCAAUUGCUGCCUAAAAGAUUAGACUUUUACUUAGAUUAGCUUGAAAAAGUUGUUGAGGAUUUACGAUAGCAGCAAAUAUAGAUAGACUUUAAAGAUUAAUCGAUUGAAUAAAGCUUUGAUAAAAUUAAACUUUAUUUCCUUUCGGCCUAAAACUAACAAACAAUCUAAGAGAGAUCACUUACUUAGUCAGUUAAUAUAUAUGUUGAUUAUGGAGAUGAAAUUGUUUAACUAAUAAGAAAAUAAGGAACUUCAAUUCUCAAAAGCAAAUUAUCAUACUUUAUGGUUCUAAAUGAUGAUAUAAACGUAGCUACUUAGGUGGAGAGACAAGGAUAUUUCUUAAUAACAAAUGGAAACUUAGAUUUAUAUUCUAAGGUAAUUUAGUACUCAAACGACUUUAUAAGUUAAAAGAUUUAAUCAAUUGGCAAUAAAGAGGAGUUUCAAAGCAUCAUGACUUGGAUAUGCAUUGGAAUAAUUGGAGUUUCGACUUUAAUUAUAUUACCUCUUGCUGGAAAAAUAUAAGAUAGAAUUGCAUUUUUAAUGGCAAUAUUUUUCAGUGUCAACUAAGAAAUAGUUUAAAACAUUGUAGGAUCAAUUAACAAAUUUCAGAGUAUAAUUCAAAGCUAAAAAGAAGAGGUAGUAAAGAAAGAUAAUUCUUUGACUUCAACUGACCAAAUUAAUAUAGAGCAAAAACUUUUAUAAAAAAACUCAAAAAGCCUCCAAAAAAAGGAAACAAAUAUAAAGAGCUUCACAAGGUCAAACUCAUAAAUUUCUGCUAUAGACUAGGAAGAAGAAAAAUCCUAAGUAGAAAACUACAGCGAUCCUAAUGAUAUAGAGUUAGAAAAGAAAGAUCGUAAAAAGUAGAAAAUAAAUACAGAUAAAAAAAGAGGAGUAAAAAAGCAACUAGCAGAUGAGCAAUACAAAAAGGACUAAAUUUAAUCGUUUAAAACCUACGUCAAUAAAAUCAAAAUUAUGUAGUCUAUUGGAAUUGUAUUUCUCUCUUUGAUUUUCAAUGGAUAUUUUCUUGGCACUUACUAUUAAAGCAAAUCUUACUAUGAAGAUAUGGAUUCUAGCAUUGAUAUCAUGUUUAUCGUUUUUAGCAGGCAAUCUUGCAUUGAAAAUAUCAUUCAUUCCAUGACAGAAAAGUACAUCUAAAAUUAAGAUCUACCAUUGCUAAUUAAUAAUGGGAGAGAUGAUCUGCUAGAAUAUAACCUAGAUGUUUGUUAAAAUUAUGAAAGGAGAUACUUAGAUCUUAUUAAAAAUUCAAAAUCAAAGUACUUAGACCAUGCUCAAAGUUAUCUCGAUAUGCUAGAAGAUGGAAAAUUCUGCGAUGUUUUAUUUGUGGCUGAUGCAUUAACUUAGUCUGGAGAGACAAAUGAAGCUUCUCCUGAUGAUUGCAAAGCUUAUUAUAACAAUAUAGCAGAUACUGGAUUAACAAACAUUUAUUAGACAGUCUAUAAAGCGGUUAAUCAAUAGAAGAUUACUUUCGAUAAUUUAAUUCAUCAAACACCAGCAGGUCUGCCUGAGCAAACAGUAUUAUAACUUUAUGCUCCUCUCAGUGAUUUAUUAGACACAAUAGAAGCACUUUUAGACUCAGAUGUAUUCAAAAAGCUUAAGAAGUAAAUGCUUUUGUCAAAUAGACUGUUAUAUAUCAUUGAUUUUGAAAUUAUUUCAGAGGAAGAGAGAACAAUUAUUUCAACAUUCCUCAAUAAGUACUGA